CUGAAAGAAAUCCUGACCCAGUAAGUGUACCGUAGACAACACAGCUCCGCCAUGUUAUGACCUCACCGGCUAAUCCCUCCCCGGAGUGCAGCUCGGUUGGUGCGGAGUCAUGAAAGUGUUUGUAAACAACUCAGUCAGAAGGCGCAGCAAACUGGAGUCGGACCACUGCACACGCACAGCUCUGAGUGUCAACACAUCCUCCAAAGUGUCCCUAAAGUUGGGAUAUGAAGGAUGUUUGAGCUCACGAUUUCUCGAUGUCUUCAAGUCGACAGGAUGACACGACUGUAAUAGCAGUGAUUCAUUAAUAGCGGUUUGAGUAGCCAUAGCAAUUGCAGUUGCAGAGCUUCAAGACUCCUUUCAUUACCUGUGUACUGCUCACCCACUAAGCUAACAUGCCCUGGCCAUUUUCGGAGUCCAUCAAGAAGCGGGCCUGCAGGUACCUCCUGCAUCGGUACCUAGGCAACUUUCUGCAGGAGAAACUGAGCUUGGAUCAACUCAGUUUAGACCUUUAUCAAGGCACUGGGUCUCUUGCACAAGUGCCUCUGGAUAAAUGGUCACUAAAUGAGCUUCUAGAGACGGCAGAUGCUCCUUUUGAGGUAAUCGCAGGGUUCAUCCAGACAAUUUCUCUCACCGUCCCAUGGGCAGCCCUGCUACAGGAAAACUGUGCCCUCGAGGUCAAGGGUUUGGAGAUGGUGCUCAGACCAAGACCAAGAGUGGCAUCUGGAAUUGAGCCCAUGUACUGGUCCAGUUUCAUGACAAGCAGCAUGCAGCUCGCCAAAGAAUGUCUGAGCCAAAAACUCACUGAUGAUAUGGGAGAGAGCUUCCAGCCUUUUGAAGGAUUAGAAAAAUUUGCAGAGACAAUAGAAACAGUUCUAAGAAGAGUCAAAGUGACAUUUUUGGACACUGUUCUGAGAGUCGAACACAUUCCAGAAAACUCUAAAACUGGAAUCGCUCUUGAGAUUCGAAUCAGCAAGAUUGUUUACUGCGAUGAAACAGAUGAGGAGAGUUCAAGUGUAAAUGUGCAUCAGCCAACCACAUUUGCACAUAAAAACGUGCAGAUGGAAGGAAUCACUGUAUUCUGGGACGAGUUCUCAGAUGUGUCUCGUGCUGGUUGUAAAUCCUCACCUACUCCAACGGAAACGGAGCCAAAGCUCUCCCCCAGCUGGAAUCCUAAAAUAAUAUGUGAGCCUCAUCCCCAGUUCACAGAGCCCGUGUCCUCUACAACACCCUUUGAACCUGUGCAGGUUGGAAGCCUCGGUGGUAAAAUUGAGUUGUCCCUCACUCUUAAAAACAACCUGGCUAUGCCUGGUGCAAAGCUGGAUGUUGUUGGACAUAUUGAUACACUGAUUAUUCUGCUGUCCCCACGGCAAGUUCAUCUUCUGUUGGACUUGUUUGGAGCUUUUUCUGGUGGAGGUACCCAGGCAUGGAGCAAGGAUAGAAAGAGUCGCCCCAUGCAGCAAGAGGAUGAGUACCGGCUCCAUAUGGAACUGAACCGGUGUCUGAAGAAGGACACUGCUGUGCCAGGAACAGAUCCCGACCUCUUCGAAAGCCAAACUACAAGAACUGUGUCAAGUCGAGAUGAUGUGUUCUUCUCCAUGGCUGACAUGGACAUGUCUCACAGCUUGUCAUCCCUCCCUCCCCUGGGUGAACCACCCACUGUUGACUUAGACUUGUCACUCAACAGUAACUACUCUGCCUCCCCAGGAGAAUCUCCCUCUGCAAAUGCGACAGCUAUUUGGGAUGACUAUAUGGAUGUGCCACGACAAAAAGAGAAGCAGACUAAUGAAACUCCUGUCCAGUCACGGGAUUCACAGCUCCCUCAAAAACUAUUGAGGCAAACUUCCCAUCCAUCCAAAACCCAUGGCGAUGAGUCAAGGCCAGAGCUGGUGCUGAAGCUGACACUGAGUAGCUUGGCUCUGUCAGUCCUCCACAUUGACCCACUGCCACCACCACAUGCUGCUCCCAGUCCCCUUGGGCCCAUGGCUGCACACUUCUUCAGCAUGGUGGGCCACCUUGCCCCAGCUGCUUUCCUUCAGUCACGGAAAGUGUUUGAUCAGGCUUGUCCCCAUGAUCACCUCAGGUUUGUAGGCCAAGGUCUGAAGAUAAACUAUGAGCACUGUCAGGGAUCCAGCGUGCGGACUUUCAGCACUGACGUCUCCCUAAACCAGAUGGAGUUUCUGGAGUGUCUGUUCCCCUCUGAGGCUGUCGUUGGCGGCUCCCAAAGAGGAAUUCAGUACACUGAGCUCCUGACAUUUGACACUGCAGCCAUUGCUGAUGCACCGCUUACCACCUGCCUUCACCUGCUUUACAAACAGGCUGAGCGCAGAGGCCCUCAGGCCGGCCAAGUACGUCUUAGCACCAUUCCAAGAAAAGCUGAGAUCCAGGUGGAGCUGGGACCUGUGCGCUCUGAGGUGGAUAUCAGCAUUGUAGAUCGCCUCAACUCCCUACUGCAGCCUCAGAAACUAGCAACCACAGAGAUGAUGGCCUCUCAUAUGUACACAUCUUACAACAAACACGUCAGCUUGCACAAGGCCUUCACAGAGGUUUUCCUGGAUGACAGUCAUACUCCCACCAACUGUCAGAUAACACUGACAGUCAAUGCCCCAGUGCUUGGCAUUGCGGUGCGCUUCCCCAUCCCUGAUCUGCGCUCGGAUCAGGAGAGGGGCCCUUGGUUCAAGAAGUCCCUGCAGAAAGAAGUACUCUACUUGGAGUUGGAGGACCUGGAAGUGAAAACAGAGUUCAUGGGUGGCAGCUCACCUGAGCAAACCAAAAUGGAGCUCACUUUCAAAGAACUUACUGGUAAGUUCCAGGAGGAGCCAGAUCAGCCGGCUGCCCGGUUCCUCAGAGUGUCCCACAGCAUGGAUGGAGACAUGACAACAUCUGAGAGUGUAAAAUUUGAUUGGCCAAGGGUUGUCCUGAAAAUGAACCCCACUGCAGUCCACUCAAUCCUUGAGCGUGUGACGGCUGAAGAUGACGAGGGGGCUGAGGACCAUUCCCUUGAAGAAGAAGAGGAAGAAGGGGCUGCUCAUUCCCUGAAAGAUGUGUGUGACUUUGGAAAACCGGAGCCAUCUCCAUUUUCCUCACGUAGGGUUAUGUAUGAGAAUGAAGAGAUGGUCAUUCCUGGGGAUGUUGCUGAAAUGACAGAGUUCCAGGAAAAGACCAUGAACAACUCUCGCUUUGUCCUUGAGUUAUAUUUCCCCAAUGUGCAAUUAGUGCUACCCAGCAAGGCAUUUUAUGAAAAACUACACAACAGGAUAAACAAUGAUCUGCUGCUUUGGGAGCCCACUGCUCCAUCCCCAGUGGAGACCGUAGAGAACAUGCCAUACGGAGGUGGACUUUCUGUCGCCAGCCAGUUGAUCAACACUUACUCCAAGGACAGCUUCAGCCAGUUUCGUUCUAGUGGUCCCGAGGAUGACUCCAGUGGCUCAGAGGAGGAAAACAUGCACUAUUAUUCUCCUGCCUCUGACCUCGGCCUCAGAGCUCGUAAGAAGAAAAAGCCUAAAGCCCACAGCAAGACCUCCCAAAGUCUUUUCUCUGUCAUCCUCAGUGUCAAUCACGGCCUAGUGGCUCUUCAAGCUAAUGCUAAGAAGGAGGAUAAAAGUAUACUGAAAAACAAACACGGCGAGUUCUGGAUGGAGGUGAAGAAUGCCGUUUUGUUCAGUGUCACUCAGUAUGAAGGCUAUAAAGACCAACACUACAUCUGCUUCCAUACCAGUAGCAUAUGCAUGUAUCACCAAGGACUUAUAGAUGGAGGCACUUCUGUCUCAGACAUCAAGUUGCCAUGCAGGACCCAUCCCCACUGGCUAGAGCCAACCAUCUAUCAAUCAGAGACAUCUCCGGAAAGAUCGUCAACACCCUCAGAGGGUAUUGGUCUGGAAGCCCGCAGCAUGGUGUCUGUCGCGGUGAAAGUCUCCUCACAGAAUGCAGAACGCAACAUCAAGGAGUUUUUGAUUGCGAUUGGAGUGAGAGGAGCCACACUUCAGCACAGAGUGGUCCCUCCCAGCCAGGGCUGGUAUGACCAGAUUGUUGACUUUCUGAAUGUUUCUGAUGAACCUGUGUUGGGUUAUGCCCCUCCUACAUCUGUCACCACCCUACAUCUACACCUUUGGAGCUGCUCUCUGGACUACAGACCUCUUUACCUGCCGCUGCGAUCGCUGUUGAUUGUAGAAACCUUUAGCAUCUCCAGCAGUGUCUCUUUAGACCACUCUUCAUCAACACUCAGGAUCAUUUUGGAUGAAGCUGCCUUGUUCCUGUCUGACAAGAGUAAUGCCGUCUCUGUCAAUCUAGUGCGUGACUAUGUUCAAGUGGUAGACAUGGGAACUCUGGAGCUCAGGAUUACAGCUGUCAAACCUGGAAUAGAUGGAAAAUUGUCGGAGCCCAGAUUUGAGCUGCGAUGUUCCAGUGAUGUGAUUCACAUUAGAACAUGUUCGGACUCCUGUGCUGCCCUCAUGAACCUCAUCCAGUAUGUAGCCAGUUAUGGGGAUUUGCUUCCCCCAGCAGAACCAGAGGCCAAGCAGAGCAGCAGUACACAAAGAAGCAAGGCGGAGGUUCCAAGCCGGCCAGCAUCUCAGACCUCGCUGCUCGCUGAGACAGAGCAGCAGAUGUUGCAGGAUCUGAUGAGUGAAGCUAUGGAGGAAACUGACGGACAGCAGGCACCAGGACCGCAGCAGAAUGGUGCACAUGAGGAGCAGAUUCAUGACCAUGAUCCGCCUCGCUCAGAUCUCUUCCUGUUCCCAGAUGAGAGUGGGAAUUUUAACCAAGACUCAAGUCCCACCUACCCUAUGCUCCCCUCUCCCCUCAUCACACCUGCUCCCAGUCUGGCCCAAGAGACAGAUGACUUUUGUAUCUUGGAAACUCCAGGUUCCAGAGGAGAGGAUCGAGAUCAGGAGCCAGUGGUGAAACUACUUACCUCAGACCCAGUAGAAAUCAAAGAUGAUCACUUUAGUCAGCCUCUGGAAGGCAGUGAUUCCAGUCGCGGAGCCAUGAACUUUCCAAUCCCAGAGGUUCGCUACCUCAUUAAGGAGAUCUCUGUCAUCUGGCAUCUUUAUGGAGGGAAAGACUUUGGGAAUGUUAUUUCCACAAUAUCUCCUGCCAGAAGUCGCGGGUCUACACCCCAUAGCUCCCCGUCUCAAACUCCAGUCAGACAGGCCAAGGCUUCAGGGCGGGCAGGAGGCGGAAAGGGAAGGAACCCUGAUGUCCUCAUGGAGAUCCAACUCAGCAAGGUGAGGUUUCAGCAUGAGGUGUACCCACAGCCCCCGGUGGCAUCUCGUUCAGCAAUGGACCAGCCAGUGUCCCGACAGGUUUUUGUUGUGCAGGACUUGGAGAUUCGAGACAGACUGGCUACUUCACAGAUGAACAAGUUCCUCUACUUGUACUCCAGCAAGGAAAUGCCCCGAAAAGCCCAUUCUAACAUGUUGACAGUUAAGGCCCUGCACAUGUGUCCAGAAUCAGGCCAGGCUCCCCCUGAGUGCUGCUUACGUGUCUCUCUGAUGCCUCUUCGCCUCAAUAUUGAUCAAGAUGCACUUUUCUUCUUGAAGGACUUCUUUACUAGUCUUGCUACUGAAGUUGAGUUUUUCUCACCACCUGCCCAAGAAACUGUUUGUGUUACCACAAAGAAAGCCGCUGCCCCAGAGAUCUCCUGCAGCUUCUCCAAGCACGCUGGUAGCAGCCAGGACCCAGCUCCUAUCAUCUCAGUGCCUGCUCAGAGACGACUGAGCCACAACGGUUUCUCCACAUCAGGCAGGGACGACAUGAACGACAGUGAAGCCUCUGCCUCUCCCUUCACAGACCAGCCAAUCUUCUUUAGGGAAUUUCGAUUUACCUCUGAGGUUCCCAUUCGCUUGGAUUACCACGGAAAACACGUGUCGAUGGACCAGGGAACAUUUGCAGGAAUCAUUUUCGGGUUGACACAACUGAAUUGUUCAGAGUUAAAACUAAGGCAGUUGUGCUACAGACAAGGAUUAUUGGGUUUGGAUAAGCUGUUUUCCUAUGCAAUAAACGAGUGGCUAAAUGACAUAAAGACAAACCAGCUUCAAGGAAUACUGAGUGGUGUGGCACCUAUUCACACUCUGGUAAAACUGGUUCAUGGUCUCAGGGACUUGGUCUGGCUCCCAAUUGAGCAGUACAGAAAGGAUGGUCGGAUCGUCCGUGGGUUUCAGCGCGGCACCGCCUCCUUUGGAACCUCUACUGCUAUGGCUGCUCUGGAGCUCACCAACAGGAUGGUGCGGACUAUCCAGGCUGCAGCUGAGACGGCCUAUGACAUGGUGUCUCCUGUUCCCGAUGAGAGAGACACUAAGAGAAUAAAGCGGUACACCCACUAUGGACUGGCUCAUCAGCCUGUCGACCUGAGGGAAGGUGUAGCCAAAGCCUACACUGUGGUGAAAGAGGGGAUCACAGACACUGCAUUGACUAUCUAUGACACAGCCACGCGGGAGCACGAGCAGCGUGGGAUGACUGGAGCAGUCGGCGGAGUUCUCCGUCAGCUGCCACCAGCAGUAGUCAAACCACUAAUUAUGGCCACUGAAGCCACCUCUAAUGUCCUGGGUGGGAUGAGAAACCAAAUUCACCCCGAUGCACGUCAGGAGGAGUCGCAGAAAUGGAGGCAGGGCGAAGAGUAACUCUGAUUGCCAUAUGGUAACGGAAACCUUGACUCUGCAGCAGCCACAGCUUUUACGUGGAAGAAGAAGAAAGGUGAGGCGGACUGCCAGCUCUGGUGUUAAUAAACUUGUGUUCAUCUCGUGGCAGUUUGAGCUACCGUGAUUCAGCUUGUGUCAGCGUAACAGUUCCCUCACAGUGCCUUCAUGGUCAUCAGCAUUGUCCAGCUGUGUGUUUAAUCAAAGGGAUGUGUGAAUAAGAAUGAAUUUGCGAGCCACAUAUCGUCUUAAUGUGGAUUAUAUUCUGUUGUAGGAUAGAGCAGGCUAUUUCAAAUGUAAACGCAUAACAAGGAAGAAAUAGGUCAUCACAUUGGCUUCAUUUUCAGCCCUGUUUACAAAUCGUAUGAUUACAUUCUCUUAUCCUACUUGGUGUCAACAAACACUAAUGUUAUAGGUGUAAUUACCCUUAAUUUAUAUAACAUGUACUGUAUGUGGGCCUUGUUAUUUACUGUAAAUAUUCCUAAUGUGUAACAUUUCAUGCAAAUAUAGGAGAAACAAGUGUAGAAACUGAAUGUGUUAAAGCUGUGUAAAGUUCACUUUCAGCACUUUUGAGUGACUUGAAGGGUUACUUGCCCAAAUAAAUGAUAAAUAGAAAGAUAACUCAAAUUUGUUGUAAAGUUUCACAGUUUUAUUUUGACCUGUGAUCAGUGUUGCAUAAGUUUCACAAAAGCUGCUGUCCUGGAAAGCUGCUUAGUUAAAUUUCAGAACUGCUUUAUUCCUUGGGUCAGUCGCUCACAUUUUCAAAUGGUUGACUUGUACAUCUACAUGAGACCUUCAAGCAAAGUCUUAAUAUUCUCCAUUUUUUUUAAAAAAAACGUGUGUUUGAAUAUUGAUGUUUGGCGUGAUCUGUUGUGUUGCAGACAUUUGAUUUGCUCACUUUCUUGUUUAUGUGGGAAAAGUAAUAUUUCUUGUACAUACGUGUACAGGUGAUUCAUGAAUUUGUAUUAAAAGCAUGGAAGGGCAAAUAAAAAUGGUUAAAUUCGCCACUAUG
Amphiprion ocellaris (clown anemonefish) is the source of this 7644-nucleotide messenger RNA. Its product is annotated as autophagy-related protein 2 homolog B. Gene Ontology annotation, molecular function: phosphatidylinositol-3-phosphate binding. The record is from RefSeq and is a predicted model, not a curated record. Gene Ontology annotation, cellular component: extrinsic component of membrane; phagophore assembly site. Gene Ontology annotation, biological process: reticulophagy; piecemeal microautophagy of the nucleus; autophagy of mitochondrion. NCBI's taxonomy places the organism in Eukaryota, Metazoa, Chordata, Actinopteri, Pomacentridae. The transcript has 43 exons. Bases 393 to 6617 code for a protein of 2074 amino acids.